This is a messenger RNA of Marchantia polymorpha subsp. ruderalis, 2631 nucleotides long. NCBI's taxonomy places the organism in Eukaryota, Viridiplantae, Streptophyta, Marchantiopsida, Marchantiales, Marchantiaceae. The record is from the annotation of a GenBank genome assembly.
ACACUCGACCUACGUGCUCUAUUAUACAUUACAUGAUCGUGGGCGGAACAUAGGCUAAGGUAGGGCGAGACAAGACGAGCUUGCCAAAGACAGCGGUUGUGGUUGAACCCAAGAAGAAUCGAAGGGGCCCUUUUCAACAACAAAGGCAAAUCUGCUUCGAUGCCGAUGAUGGCCACAAUAAAUUCUAUAAUAAUCGUGCGCCGCGCCAGAGAAUAUCUGAUGGCCGGGUAGAAAAAAAGGGGGAAUCGAUGCGACAGACGCCGGACUCAAAUAAAAGGCCCGACCGAAUACAUGUCGAUAUACUUAGAUACUGUACCGGGCGGGGAUCGGCAUGAGCCACUUUCCAGAUCAUGCUUCGUUCCGGGGGCCGCUGGCAGGCAGGCAGGCAGGCGCGCCUUGAGACGUUGAGGCGCUGAUAAGAAUUUAGCAGACGCAAGGAGCGUGAGAUGAAUGGGCCAUAAUACGCACGGCGGUGGUCUGGGGAGUACAAUGUGCACCGCGUGAUUCGAGACUGGCUGCGGAGAGCAGAAUUGCGCAUUUCUGUCGGUGCUAGGGUGCAGAGUCGGACCACACGGUCGCAGCAGACAUGGCUCAGUGUGCCGGAGUUCCACCACGCCCUUCUCGGACGCAAUUCUGAACUUGAGCCUCGGAAUUGGAGCUGCAAUUUGUUCGUCUUCCUCGAGAUAUGGCUUCUGCUUCAGCUUCAGCGGCAGCGGUAGCGGGGCGGAAGAUCUUUGGGAGCUUGAGGCCGCUCCGUCGUUUUCCGGCUGGUCUUGUGAGCCGGAGGAUAUGGCCGACGGACUGCGUUGAUGGCGUGGGUCCCAGGCUCGUCCCAGAUGGCUUGGCGAGCUCCUCUUCCUCCAGGUGUUUCUCUGCCUGGAGAGCUUCGUCCGUGACGCUCAAGUCCGAUGGCGAUCUGGAUGUCGCUGAGGUUUCGCCUUUCCCAGGAGCAAGGAUAAUGUACACAGAGGAUCUGCAGUUUGUAACUGAAACAAGCCCUUCCACGGUGCCAUGCUUUCGAGUUCUUUCCGAAAAUGGAGAGGAGCUGACAAAAAAUUUCUCCGAACCGGAUAUGUCAAUGGCUCAGAAGAUGUACGAGCAAAUGGUUGCUCUGCAAGUGCUUGACAGUGUAUUUUACAAUGCCCAAAGGCAAGGAAGAUUUGGUUUUUAUGCUACGUGUACGGGAGAGGAAGCACUGAACAUCGCCUGUGCUGCUGCCCUGCGUGACAACGACUCGGUGUUUCCCCAGUAUCGUGAACCUGGUGUGUUGUUAUGGCGAGGCUACAGGCUGCAAGAGUUUGCUGACCAUUGUAUUGGUAACUAUCAAGGUCACGGCAAGGGUCGACAGAUGUCCAUACACUACGGGUCAAACAAGCUCCACUAUUUUACAGUAUCUUCCGUUUUAGCAACUCAAAUCCCACAUGCAGUUGGAGCUGCGUACUCCUUGAAGAUGGAGAACAAACAACGAUGCAGCGUGACUUUUUUCGGAGAAGGUGCCGCAAGUGAGGGUGACUUCCAUGGAGCUAUAAACUUCGCUGCAGUUUUGGAGGUGCCUAUACUCUUCAUCUGCCGCAACAAUGGCUGGGCAAUCAGCACUCCUGCUUCUCAGCAGUAUCGAGGAGACGGCAUUGCUGGCAGGGGUCAGGCGUAUGGGGUUAAGAGUAUUAGGGUUGAUGGAAACGACGCCCUAGCAGUAUUUUCAGCUGUGAAAGCUGCUCGACAGCUUGCCGUUGAAAAUAAUCAGCCUGUUCUUCUUGAGCUCAUGACAUACCGGGUAGGUCACCAUUCAACUUCUGAUGAUUCAGCUAAAUAUCGUGAGGUUGCUGAGAUUCGCUACUGGAGCGAACGGCGGGAUGGAGUUGCCCGCUUCCGAAAGUGGAUAGAAUCAAAGGGGUGGUGGGAUGGGACGGUUGAUGAACAGCUUCGAAAAGACCUUCGUACCGAGGUCAUUGCAUGUUUGGCUGCCGCAGAAGCCAAAGAGAAGCCUCCUUUGUCAGACCUUUUCAGUGACGUCUACGACUCUCUUCCCAAAAGCCUGGAGGAGCAGGAGAAGCUAGUACGGCAGGCUGUUCAGAAUUGCCCCCAGAUGUACCCGGCGGAUAUACCUCUAUAAAGUCCGGCCUGUCUAGUAAUUGUUGAAAGCAGUUCCCGUGUGGAUCAAUGUAUCAAGCUUAAGCCUCCUGCGACUGCAGAAUUACGCGAAUAUUGUUUGCUGAAGGCCGACUGGAAGGUGGAAAGUUUUACUCAAUUGAAACUCCUGAAGCAGUAGAGAUCUAUGUACAGUAUCUUUCCAAGUUUAUGGGGCCAUAUACAGGAGCAGCGUUUUGCUUGGAAACGUUCGGGAGGUGAAAGCUGGCAUAAUCAUUCUCCUUUGGUGAAUAAGCUCGACUAGACUCAUCUAGAGGGUUUUCGCUAUUGCAACAUGUAAAUAUAUCAAUGAAUACCUUGAAAGAGCUCAUCAAGCUGCCAGAUGUUUGAGAAUCUGUCGAAUGUCCCCUCUUCUGAAUGGAUGAUUUAAGUACUCACGCUGUACUCCUCUAUCUAGCAAGUUUCAAAGGUGUGGACUACAGUGUGUGAUGGGUUCGUGCAUGGUAGAAUAUGGUGCAUGGUGCAGGGUAGAAUAUGCGAGAG